CCCUGCUUCCUGGAGGGCCCGCCCGGCCUCGUCCUCUGCAUCUUGCUGGAGGCCCUUGGCUCCACGGGCUCUGGCCUUGACCCAAGGGAGGUAGUUGAGGUCCUGGAGCAGUUCCUGCAGGAGGGCCGGGUGUCAGCGUUGCUGUGGGAGGUCUGUCAUCAGCAGGCACAGGCGGGCUGCCUGGAGCUGCAGGACUCCCUGCUCAACAAGAUCGUGUGUUUGCCCGAGCAUGUGAGCAAUAAACUCCAGGGGGAAAACCCACCAGUGUUCUUCCCACAGAACUACUUCCCUCUUCUGGGUGAUGCAGUUCUCCAGGUGCUAGAGAAGAUCUCUGACUCUCUGCGGGGUGGCUUGGACUGCUCCAUCUCUUUUGUUUCUCAUGUCCUGGGGAAGGUGUGCGUUCAUGGAAGGCAAAAGGAGAUUCUGGGAGUUUUGGUGCCCCGCCUGACAGACCUCACUAAGUCAGACUGCAUCUGGCAGAGGAUGUGCUGGCGCUUGGUGGAAUGUGUGCCAGACCGCUGGAUGGAAGCAGUGGUCCUUGGUUUUGUGCAGAGGGCACCCGGGGCAGAUGCCUUAUCCAGAUUGCUGGGGAGCCUGGUUGUGAAGAACAAGAAGGCUCAGUUUGUGGUGACACAGAAGAUGCUGCUCUUGCAGUAUGGCCACACGACGGCAGUGCUGCAGAACCUCCUUGGCUACCUGUCCCUGGACAGCCUCCGACGCCCCUUGUUGCUCAGAGUGCUGCAGGAGCUAUUGGAGACCUGGAGCAGCAGCAGUGCUGUGAAACACUCCCCAGCUGAGCAGCAGCUCUACAUUAGCAAGGCUAUCCUCAUCUGCCUCUCACAUCUGAAAGAGCCUGAAAUUGAGAGCUGCAGACAAGAGCUUCUGACAAGCAUGAUGGAAGGUGUGAAAUGCCAUUUGGACAGCAGCCUGCCACAGCUAAGGCGUCUGGGCAUGGUGGUGGCAGAGGCCAUCAGCUUGAAAAUAAACACUGAGGGGCCUGUCCUGAAGUUUGAGUAUGAAGAAGAUGAUGAAACAAGAGAAUUGAAGUCACUUCUGGUGCAGACUCCAUCAUUCUGUGUUGUCCCCAGCCUUCCAGAUGAUGACAGGAGUGAGAAAGCAGGUGCUGCACUCCCACUGGUGCUGGAGAGCAGUGAGAAAUCCCAUACAGCGGCCCCUGUGACGCCAGGUGAGGAGUCGGAUGCUGAGCUUGACAGUGAUGAUGACCUCAUCCCUUAUGACAUGUCUGAGGAUAAAGAGCUAAAAAUUAAGGCUCCUGUGUAUAUCCGAGACUGUAUUGAGGUUCUGACUGGAUCAAGACCUGAAGAUGUGGACAAAUGGGAAGCUACAGUCAAGGCCCUUGAGAGCUUGGUACGGAGGAAUCCAGCAGCAACAAGAGAGCAGGUUAGUGUGGAGCUGGCAAAAAUAUUAUUGCAUUUGGAGGAGAAGACCUGCAUUGAAGGCUUUGUGGAGAUCCGUCAAAGAGCUCAAGUAGCUGUUUUAACCACAGACCCAAUACCUGUUGCAAAGUACUUGACCUCCCAGUUCUACUCUCUGAACUACAGUCUCCGUCAGCGCAUGGACAUCCUUGAUGUUUUGGUUUUGGCAGCUCAGGAACUGUCCUGUCCCAAAUUCCUUGGGAAGACCAAGCAUUCUGGUGUCCAAAAGCCUUGUAUCCCUCUCCUUCCAGGAAGUGACAGCUCUAAGGACUGGAGAAGAAUUGUUGAUGAGAGGAUCAAAAGCAAAACUCGGAGAUUUGAUAUGGGUCAGUCUCGUGUGGAACUGGCUUCCCACCCAAACGAGUUCAAUUCUGUUGCUGGGUAUUUCUUUUUCCCAUUGAUUCAGCACUUUGACAGGCCUUUAACAACAUUUGAUCUUCUGGGGGAAGAUCACUUAGUCCUUGGAAGACUGGUCCACACUUUAGCAAUCCUGAUGUACUUGGCUGUCAACACUGUGGCAGUGACAGCAAUGGGAAAGGCACUGCUGGAGUUUGUUUGGGCGCUGCGUUUCCACACAGACUCGUACGUGCGCCAGGGCCUUUUGUCCUGUGUCUCCUCCCUGCUCCUCAGCGUCCCUAUGGAGCGGAUUCUGGCAGACAUGACAGAGGAGCUGUUGGAGACUCAGUCCUGGCUGGGAGAUGUGAUGGAGAAGGACUCUGAUGGGGACUGCAGAAGGCUGGCCCUACAGAACUUGCUGCUGAUGGAGAACCUGAAAAAGAAACUCGAAGCUGUUCCUUCCUAGCUGAAGGGUAACAAGAAAUGACCUUU
Messenger RNA from Ficedula albicollis (Collared flycatcher), 2264 nucleotides. RefSeq names its product telomere maintenance 2 (gene TELO2). Gene Ontology annotation, molecular function: telomeric repeat DNA binding; Hsp90 protein binding. The record is from RefSeq and is a predicted model, not a curated record. The annotation marks the transcript as partial. The transcript has 20 exons. NCBI's taxonomy places the organism in Eukaryota, Metazoa, Chordata, Aves, Passeriformes, Muscicapidae. Gene Ontology annotation, biological process: telomere maintenance via telomerase; protein stabilization. Gene Ontology annotation, cellular component: cytosol.